AUGGAUCCAUCGUUCAUAAACGAAUUAACUAACUGCUUACAACAUACUGUUUCACCAGAAAGAGAAACCAGAAGAUCAGCAGAGGCAUAUCUAAAAGCUGUGGAACUACGCCCAUCGUAUUGCUUAUGCUUGCUCCAUAUUCUUCAGGAUCCAAAUGUCCCUUCCCCAACACGAAUAGCUGCAGCUAUCACUUUGAAAAACUUCAUCAAGAAUCACUGGCAAGUUGACUCAGAUGAGACAGAUCGUAUACAUGCAUCUGAUCGUGAUGGAUUACGCAAUCAAAUCAUUGGAGCUAUGCUUUCAGUAGCAGGGAAUAUUCAAUCGCAACUUUCCGAAGCCAUAAGUACAAUUUGGCGAGAGGAUUUCCCAGAAAAAUGGCCGAAUUUGAUACCUGAAUUAGUGCAAAGAAUGGCACAACUUGGCGCAGAUUUAAAUAUGGUCCAUGGAGUUCUUUAUACAGCUCAUACAUUGUUUAAAAGAUAUCGUCACGAAUGCGCUGGUCCAGAUUUGUACAGAGAAAUGAAACUUGUGAUUGGUCAAUUCGGUGCACCACUUACGGAACUUGCUAAGAAUCUCCUUGCCUUGGUUAUUGGAGCGAAUCGGAUCUCAGAUGCCUCACGUUUAACUACAGUUCUUCAAUCUUUACUACUAGUCUGUAAAAUAUUUCUCAGUCUUAAUUGUCAAGAUUUGCCAGAAUUUUUCGAAGAUAAUAUGCAAGAUUGGAUGACAUUUUUUCGUAGUUUAUUACAAUUAAAUGCAUCAACUUUAAAUUUAACCAAUGGAAUAAAUGAAAAUAAUAAUGCUACAGUUUUAGUUGAACAAAUUAAAUCACAAAUUUGUGAUAAUGCCAGUUUAUAUGCAUCAAAAUAUGAACCAGAAUUUGCUUCAUAUCUUCCUGGUUUUGUUACUGAUGUAUGGGAAAUGUUAUUAGGUACUAGUGCUCAAACAAAAUAUGACUUGCUUAUUGGAAAUGCAAUUGGAUUUUUAAGCUGUGUCAUAUCUCGUCCACAGCAUAGAUAUUUAUUUGAAAAUCCUGAAACAUUACAAAAACUCUGUGAAAAAGUUAUUCUUCCUAAUAUGCAUUUUAGAGCAUUAGACGAAGAAUUAUUCACUGAAAAUCCUGAUGAAUAUAUUCGCUUAGAUUUAGAAGGUUCUAAUGCACAAACACGUCGAAGAGCAGCAUGUAAUCUAGUUCAUGUAUUAUGUGAAGCGUUUGAAGGUGCUGUUGUAACAAAUUUCGCUACAUAUAUUGAACAUUUAUUAAAUGAAUAUACAAAUACACCAAAUGGUGGAGCAUGGACUUCAAAAGAUGCAGCUUUACUAUUGGUCACUUCAGUUGCUAGUCGUGGUAAAACAGAAAAGCAUGGUGUUACAGUCUCCACUGAAUUAGUUAAUCUAACAACAUUUUUUGAAAAUCAUGUUCUACCUGAAUUACGAAAUCCUAAUGUUAAUUAUUUGCCUGUGAUCAAAGCGGAUUGUUUACGUUAUGCUAUUGCAUUUCGUUCACUACUUCCAUCUGUGGCCUUAAUCAAUCUAUUGAAUAUGACUCCAGUGUUACUUACUGCUUCAGCACCGGUUGUACAAAGUUAUGUAGCUUCAUUAAUUGAUAAAUUAUUGGCUAUGCGACGAUUAGAUUCACCUACAGAUCCUGUAAUACCAAAAGAACAAGUAUCAGAACCUCAAUUAUUAAUUGAUAGAUUAUUGAAUAUUUUGAAUAAUCCUGAAUAUGGUGAAAAUGUUUAUGUAAUACGAGCCUUAAUGCGGGUUUGUUGCUGUUUACAAGAACGUUGUCUACCGUCAAUGACAUCACUUGUAUCCACUUUAUUAUCUCGUCUUACUCAAGUUGCAAAGAACCCAUGUAAACCGGAUUAUAAUCAUUUCCUAUUUGAAACAAUCUGUUUAUGUAUUCGUUUAACUUGUGCCACGGAACCAGCUUUAGUGUUACAUUUUGAAGCAGCAUUCCUUCCAAUCUUUCAAGAUAUUUUACAACAAGAUGUUGUUGAAUUUGUACCAUAUGUAUUUCAAUUGAUCAGUGUUAUGCUAGAACAGUAUCCAUUAUCUCAAACUGUUCUAACUAAUUGUAAAUUACCACAACCUGUUAUCAAUGGCAUGACAACAGGAACACCUAGUAAUUUCCGACCUUCACAGGCUUAUUCAGCUUUACUUCAACGAAUCCUUGUCCCAUCUCUGUGGGAACCAAAUAGAAAUGUUCCAUCGCUUGUUCGUUUGUUACAAGCUUACCUGUUACAUAAUAUGGAUGAUGUGUUAGCAGCUAAUAAGAUUACACCGAUUCUAGGAGUAUUUCAAAAAUUAGUUAAUUCUUCUAUAAAUGAUGUGUAUGCAUUUGCUUUAUUAAAUGCUAUUCUAUUAUCUGGUCCAAAAGAUAUUUUAAUGCCAACCUAUUUUCGUCAAAUAUUCAUGAUUAUAUUUCGUCGAUUACAAUCAUGUAAAAGAGAGAAAUUUAUGAAAGCUUUUGCAUCAUUCAUUGCUCAUAUGGUAUUAAUCUAUUCACCGAAUGAAUUGAUUACACUUGUUGAUAGUAUUCAAUCGAAUCUAUUUGCUCGUGUACUAGAAAAAGUUCUUAUUCCAUAUGCUGAAAUUAUUAUCGCCACACCAUUGAUUUCAACUAGUGGUUUUGCAAAAAGUGCUGAAGUAUCUAGUCUACCAUCUACUUCUGUCUGUACAGAAUGGCGUAUGAAUAGUAUUGGAUUAAUCCGAUUUAUUGGUGAAGCACAAGCUUUACUUACCAGUGGUUCUACUUAUCGUGAAUCAUGGCUUCCUUUAUUAAUAAAAAUUAUUGCCGGUUUGGCUAGUGGUCCAGGACGUGGUGGUGAUUCUGCGAGCGAUUUGGCUGUAUCGAUGGCAAUGAAUUCUAUGGUAGAUGGUUUUCAAAAAGAUGAACGUUUCAUUGAAAUAGACUCAGAUCCUUCUGGUCAGUCAGCUUACUCUCAGUUGACAUUUGCAAUUCAAAAGUUACCGGAUUUAUAUGCUUCAAUUACUGAUCCCCGUGUUUACUUGGCAAAAACAUUGCAUGAUUUAUCCAAUCUAUCUCCGGGCAAGUUACCUGUAUUACUGAAUUCUAUCACAGAACAAUCUAUAACUUUAUACUUAAAAUCAUUAAUGGAACGUAGUCAACUAUGUAUUAAUUAG
This is a messenger RNA of Schistosoma guineensis, 3150 nucleotides long. The record is from the annotation of a GenBank genome assembly. Lineage: Eukaryota; Metazoa; Platyhelminthes; Trematoda; Strigeidida; Schistosomatidae.